UCUGGGCGGGCACCGCCUUUGUUGGUUGAGUCCCGGGCGGCGCCUGCGCGCGGGGCGCGGCCGGAGCGGCUGCGGCGGAGCGGGAGGAGCGGGAGCGGCGGCCCCGGGCCCCGCGUGGAUGGGAUGGACCCGGGCCCCGCGGGAGCCGCUGCAGGCGCUUACCUGCCACCCUUGCAGCAGGUAUUUCAAGCGCCGCGUCGGCCCGGGAUAGGAACCGUUGGGAAGCCCAUCAAGCUCUUGGCCAACUACUUUGAAGUGGACAUUCCCAAGAUUGAUGUGUAUCAUUAUGAAGUGGAUAUCAAACCCGACAAAUGCCCACGCAGAGUCAACAGGGAAGUCGUGGAGUACAUGGUACAGCACUUCAAACCACAGAUCUUCGGCGACCGAAAGCCGGUCUACGAUGGGAAGAAGAACAUCUACACUGUCACGGCCUUGCCCAUCGGAAACGAGCGGGUUGACUUCGAGGUGACGAUCCCGGGGGAAGGCAAGGACAGGAUAUUUAAGGUCUCCAUCAAAUGGAUGGCCAUCGUGAGCUGGCGCAUGCUGCACGAGGCCCUGGUCAGCGGGCAGAUCCCUGUGCCCCUGGAAUCUGUCCAGGCGCUGGACGUUGCCAUGAGGCACCUGGCUUCCAUGAGGUACACUCCCGUCGGCCGCUCCUUCUUCUCCCCUCCCGAAGGUUAUUACCACCCACUGGGAGGCGGCAGGGAGGUCUGGUUCGGUUUCCACCAGUCGGUCCGGCCUGCCAUGUGGAAGAUGAUGCUCAACAUUGAUGUGUCAGCCACCGCCUUCUACAAAGCCCAACCCGUAAUCGAGUUCAUGUGUGAGGUGCUGGACAUCCGGAACAUCGACGAGCAGCCAAAACCCCUGACGGACUCACAGAGAGUGCGUUUCACCAAGGAGAUCAAAGGACUGAAAGUGGAGGUUACCCACUGCGGGCAGAUGAAGAGGAAAUACCGCGUGUGUAACGUGACCCGGCGGCCAGCCAGCCACCAGACGUUCCCCCUGCAGCUGGAGAGCGGUCAAACUGUGGAGUGCACAGUGGCUCAGUACUUUAAGCAGAAAUACAACCUGCAGCUGAAAUAUCCGCACCUACCCUGCCUCCAGGUUGGCCAGGAGCAGAAGCACACGUACCUGCCCUUGGAGGUGUGCAACAUCGUGGCCGGCCAGCGGUGCAUCAAGAAGCUCACAGACAAUCAAACAUCAACUAUGAUAAAAGCAACGGCCAGGUCUGCCCCAGACAGGCAGGAGGAAAUCAGUCGCCUGAUGAAGAAUGCCAGCUACAACUUGGAUCCGUACAUUCAGGAGUUUGGGAUCAAGGUGAAAGAUGACAUGACGGAGGUGACAGGGAGGGUCCUGCCGGCACCCAUCCUGCAGUACGGAGGCAGGAACCGGGCCAUUGCAACUCCCAACCAAGGCGUGUGGGACAUGCGAGGGAAGCAGUUCUACAACGGCAUUGAGAUCAAAGUCUGGGCGAUUGCUUGCUUUGCCCCGCAGAAGCAGUGUCGAGAGGAGGUGCUGAAGAACUUUACGGACCAGCUGCGCAAGAUCUCCAAGGACGCAGGGAUGCCGAUCCAAGGCCAACCCUGCUUCUGCAAAUACGCCCAGGGUGCAGACAGCGUGGAGCCCAUGUUCAGACACCUCAAGAACACCUAUUCAGGGCUUCAGCUCAUCAUUGUCAUCCUGCCAGGGAAAACGCCGGUGUACGCCGAGGUGAAGCGCGUUGGGGAUACCCUCCUGGGAAUGGCCACGCAGUGCGUCCAGGUCAAGAACGUGGUGAAAACCUCCCCGCAGACUCUUUCCAACCUCUGCCUCAAGAUCAACGUCAAGCUUGGUGGGAUCAACAACAUCCUUGUGCCUCACCAGCGCUCUGCUGUCUUUCAACAGCCGGUGAUCUUCCUUGGGGCCGAUGUCACUCACCCACCUGCAGGAGAUGGGAAAAAACCCUCCAUAACAGCUGUUGUGGGCAGCAUGGACGCCCACCCCAGCCGGUACUGUGCCACGGUGCGCGUGCAGCGUCCUCGCCAGGAGAUCAUCGAGGACUUGUCCUACAUGGUGAGGGAGCUCCUCAUCCAGUUCUACAAAUCCACCCGUUUCAAACCCACCAGGAUCAUCUUCUACCGCGACGGCGUUCCCGAGGGGCAGCUCCCUCAGAUCCUUCACUAUGAGCUCCUAGCAAUCCGAGAUGCCUGCAUCAAACUGGAAAAGGAUUACCAGCCUGGCAUCACCUACAUCGUCGUCCAGAAAAGGCAUCACACCCGUCUCUUCUGCGCAGACAAGAAUGAGAGGAUUGGGAAGAGCGGGAACAUCCCAGCAGGAACAACAGUGGACACUAAUAUCACCCAUCCCUUUGAAUUUGACUUCUACCUGUGCAGUCAUGCAGGCAUUCAGGGGACGAGCCGGCCGUCCCAUUACUACGUGCUCUGGGAUGACAACCGGUUCACCGCAGAUGAGCUGCAGAUCCUCACGUACCAGCUGUGCCAUACCUACGUGCGCUGCACGCGCUCCGUCUCCAUCCCGGCCCCAGCCUACUACGCCCGAUUGGUGGCAUUCCGAGCGCGGUACCAUCUCGUGGACAAGGAGCACGACAGUGGCGAGGGCAGCCAUAUAUCUGGACAGAGCAACGGCAGAGACCCCCAGGCCUUGGCGAAGGCUGUGCAGGUUCAUCAGGACACUUUACGUACCAUGUACUUUGCUUGAAAGCCUAACUUUUGUUACCUCACUCAAGAAAGCUUUCAGAUUUGUAGGAGCCAUACAAAAAAAAAGGAAGCAUUGGGACAACCUUGGUUUUUUUUUUUUCCAAUGAGAAAUCACUGCAGGGCAGGCAGCGUCGGUUCGAGGCAGGAGACCAGCACCACGGGACAGAAACAUCCAACACCUCCGUAGGAUUGGAAGAGAACGAUGAUGAUGAUUAUUAUUAUUAUUAUUUUUUAAGUUUCUUCUGGCUUUGCAAAAUUUUUGACCUGACCAAACACAUGAAAGGCAUUCAAGGAAGGGAUAUAACUUCCCGGGAGGCGGAAGCAGGUUUUCAUUUUUAAGAUGCAAUACUCUAGACUGCUGACUGUGACGUGACCGAUGCGGUCCUCCGUUGCCCGCCGGGCGCUGAAAUGAAGACAUCAAUAUGCUAUGCAAACUAAGUGCUGAGCCCACUGCUGUCACGUGUUGUGAAGACCCUACGUUUAGCACAGUCCUCUUUGUCCUCAAGACUCCAGUAUUUGGUCCUUCUUCUCCUUCGCACCUUGUGUUGACCUCCACUGCUGUAUAUCCGCAAGGUGACGGGGAGGAGACCAAGAACUAUUCAUGGUCAGUAGGUAGGGAACUCUUAGGAAGGCUUUUAGAGAGUAGGGAAUGCAUCAACACUAACGUCAACAUGAGAAGCCUACAUUCCUAUACACAAGUGCCUGCAUAGUGACACAAAUUCAGCACCUCUCCAUCCCAUCCUCAGAACUCUGGCUUGGGUUCAUUGAAAGCAAAAGGAUCUCAGAGGGCGUUAGAAAGCCCCUCGUUAAGAAUAAAACCAGGGUUGAGGUCAAGGUUCUCUCUGCAAAUCCGUUUGUUCACCAGCAUUACAGCGGGCAGCACCCGGCUGCUGCUCUGCAGCGAGGGGCAAAGGUAUUUUGGUUUCUAAGUUUUUAUUUUAGUGUUUUAGUUGGGUCUAGAAUUCCGAGAUGUCUUUUAGUAGCUGUGGCAUAGCGCGUGUGCCAUUUUUAACCAUUUGAAAAGAGAUAGUGUGGGCAUUUACAGAAACAGCUUGUCGCUCUGUAACGAUUUUUUUUUUAACCUCGAGACUUGAAAUGUAAAAUGGACCUUUAAGAUUUGCACUCAUUUGUAAGGUGGCUGUUCAUAGAAAACUAUGAAUGAAGACUCGCUGAUGUAGCACCUACUUUUAACAGCAAUUUUAACUACACAAAAGCUUCACAGCUUCUGAAACUCUCAGCUGUUGACUUGCAGAUCGCGUUCUGCCCUUAUUUCACCCUCUGCGUUGGGUUUUCAUGGUUUUGAAUCAAUCCAAAAGCCAAACUCAGUAGCUGCUGUACCCUCGAGACCCUGUUUCCAUGUUGAAGACAUUUAGGAGGGGUUUGAGCUACCCGCAUGUUUUGUAUCAUGGACUAUGCACCGUACCUUCUAUGUGGCUCCGGCAUCCAGCAUUUCCACUCUGUUCUUGUCCGAGAUACAAAUGAAUAACUGCAUGUUGAGGUGCUGUGCAUUUUGCUCCCCAUAGCGGAUAGGUGUUAACCCAGAGACAUAUCAGGACUUGUCGUUAGCCACAAAUCUCGCCCCCCUCCGGACAUCGCGAAUGGCUCCGAGUCUCUGCCUUCUCCACGCACAUGUGUUCCUUCCGCAACUGGAACCACCGCCAGGUGCAUGCAGUUUUGUGGGAAGAGGAGUAAUUUCCAUUUACCCAUCAGUUGUGGGAUGCUGUUUGUUUCCCUUAGCUGAUAUCUGAGCAGGGUGGGGGGCAGAGCCGCCCUCUCCCCCAGCUGCUGGGGGCGGCUCGGGAGGGGAGGUCUGGUGUUUGCAAGCGUACGACCCAACGUCUGGUGUCAAAAAAAAGCCCAACGUUGCCUCGCGGAAGGUUUUCUUCUUGGAAAAUUAGCGUGAAAUAAAAGAAUGUGAUCCUUUUGGAAAGGGAAGCCAGGCAGCAGGACAGCAAUAAAUAUGUGAAAUUCAUAUCUUUGCCUGAGUGAUUUGCACUUCAAGUUGUGAAAGAAAAUUUCUGGGACUCCAGUGCUUUUGUGUUUGGUUUCAAGCCCCUUUCGUACCUCCUUUCUAUGAGCAAGUGUUGAACUGUACACGGGGGUUUCGCAGGAUGCUCCGUUUGGGUUGUUGUUUUUCUUGUGGGUUUGUUUUCUUUUGCUUUAGCUUGAGCUCUGUGCAGUCCCUUCAUUAGGCAGACGUGAGCGGUUGAUGUACAGUACUUACGGAACGAGCAGCAGCACAAAACUUAUUUUAUUAAGAAAAUAUGGCUUAUAUUUUAAAGGUCGAAUACCAGUUUUGUUUUGUAUGCGUGGAAUUGAGACCGGUAAAGAGUAACAAAAUCCUUGGAUCAGGCCAAAAGAAAAUACUGUAAGAUCAUAACCACCUCGUUAUUAAAGAAACCGGUAUGAUUAAAGAGCUUCAGCACAUGGGAUUUGUAUUCGGUUUGAGUUGAUUUGAUUGCCUUUGUGGGGGUUUAUUUUGUUGCCUCGGUCCUGGUUUUUGCUUGCAACUCUGACUUUGCAGUCCCAGUGUCUGUUACCCUGUAACUGUUGGCAGAAGACCUAAAUAAAAGCAAUGUGAUGAUGUCGGGG
This is a messenger RNA of Cuculus canorus (common cuckoo), 5288 nucleotides long. Its product is annotated as protein argonaute-1. The record is from RefSeq and is a predicted model, not a curated record. NCBI's taxonomy places the organism in Eukaryota, Metazoa, Chordata, Aves, Cuculiformes, Cuculidae. Gene Ontology annotation, molecular function: protein binding; RNA binding. The transcript is spliced from 20 exons. Bases 124 to 2697 code for a protein of 857 amino acids.